Papaver somniferum (opium poppy) is the source of this 585-nucleotide messenger RNA. RefSeq lists its product as uncharacterized. The coding region runs from base 1 to 585 and encodes 194 amino acids. The transcript has a single exon. The record is from RefSeq and is a predicted model, not a curated record. Lineage: Eukaryota; Viridiplantae; Streptophyta; Magnoliopsida; Ranunculales; Papaveraceae.
AUGCCUAUCAUUUUUUCAGCCUCUGAGGCACCUGAUGGAGGACGAAACCACAAUGAUUCACUAGUGGUUACGAUAGCUAUCGCGCUCCCUGAAAACGAGGCCGAGGAAGAAAAGCCUAAGGUAUUGCCAUGGUCCAUGCCUAAGAUACUAAUAGAUGAAGGAAGUUACGUCGAAAUUUUAUUCUAUGAUACAUUCAAACAAAUGGGUCUUAGAGAUGAAUGCCUAUUACCAUCUACUUACAACAUAUUUGUCUUCAAUGACUCGUCAACCCGCCCAAGGGGCGAGGUUAUAUUAGAAAUCUGUGUGGGAAAAAUCCUCACUUUAACUACUUUCUGUGUAGUGGAUGUACUUUUACCCUACACAUCUAUUGUCGGGCGAUCCUGGGUCCAUGGUAUCAAGGGAGUCUCCUCGACCUAUCACCAGAGGCUAAGGUUCCCGACACCGAAUGGGAUCGCAGAGGUCAUAGGGGACUCAGGCGAAGCUAAGUACUGUUACAACAUGGACGUGAAAAACAGCGAGAACAGAGUAAACUCCCCAAAAGCAAAGAAGAAGAGGGAUAAGAACACCAAAAAUAGGAUGAAAUAG